AACAACCUUAAACAAACAUCUCGCGAGAUUUGGCCAUAGCUGUAUCCCCUCUAGCCAGAACCGCGAUCCUGCGGUGUUUCUUUUACUUUCUCUACAUCACUUCCUUCUGUACUAGUCCUACAUGCAUUGCUACAGUAUCGUAUACUGGCGGGAGAUUUGGAGAGAAGCGUUUCUGUAAUGCCGUGUCAUACACGGCAACAUACAAAUAUUUGAAGACAGUCAACUUUUUGUCAGGUUUAAUGGGAUUCAGCGCACAAAUGGACCCGUUAGACUUUCUAACAAAUGAAGAUUUGUUAUUGUUUUUCCGUCGCAAGAAAACGGAAAUGUCCUGCAUUGAUCAGCCGCACACUUUCCUCACCCAGCUUCGGGAUUAUGACCUCCUCCCUGAGAAACUUUAUAAGAAGUUAAAAACGACGCGUUCUCGUGAACAAAAACAGAAGGGUGUCUAUGAGGUUUUGGACUGUAUUGAGAAAGAGAAUCCUAAUCAUAUGCUUCAGUUCUGGAGAUGUGUGUUUAAAGACCAUAUUUUGCAGCAGUAUCCCACAAUACGCUUGCUCAGAAACAGCCUGCUGGACGGAAGCUUCAAAUUCUAUGAGGAACCUUCUCAUGCUGAAGUAUUACCUGAGACUGAGAAGAAUGAGGGGAAGCAGGAGAAAGCAAAGAAGGCAAAAAAGAGAAAGGUAGAUGAUGCAAGUGGUGAGGAUAGUGAUAGUCCAGGUCCUUCAUCUUCCUCCAAGCCCGCUCGAAAGAAAUUAAGCAAGAAACUCUCCUUCUCAUCUCCUGUAAAGAAAGGAGACAGUCAGGAGAUUUGGAAGUGGCCUAUUUAUAAAACUCAGCUGCCUGUAACCUGUGGCACACAAGAGGGCAACCUUCAUCGGGACAAGCUGGCCAAAGGGGAGAAGUGCAUAUUUGCAAAGGGACGCUGGUUCAGUCCAUCUGGUUUUGAGCAGUUUGGAGGAAAAGAAAGGUGCAAAAACUGGAAACAGAGUAUUCGUUGCAGGAAAACACCACUUAAGAAACUCAUUGAGGAGGGGCAUCUUCAGUGUCCACCGAUUGAGAGAAGAAAACGUACAUGUGUCUUAAACACCACACCAGUGCGGCUUUCUGACAGCUCAGCAGAAAACUCCAGCACGAACUCUAGUGAAACCAGUCCUGGGACAGAGGAGGAAAGAGACGCUGAGGAUUUCGAAGAGCAAGGAGGAAUGGAGUUUAGAGAGAGAGUAGAGGAAGAAGAGGAAGAAGACAUGGGCGAUCUUUCUGUUUUUCAGACUCCCUCUUUGCCAGUCACCUGUGUUUCACUAAGUGCGACUCUACACAAAUAUCGGUUUGCAUCAGGUUUGCGUGGGAAAUGUAUACGUACCGAUGAAAGCUGGCUCACUCCUGAAGAGUUUGUCAAACAGGAGACAACUCUCACUGAUCCAACCUGGAGAAGAGAUAUAAUGUGCCAUGGCAAAACUCUUAACUUCUUAUUGAAGAAAGAUAUUCUGCGCAUCCAUUCACUCCUUUGUGAGUGUGAGAAAUGCAGUGAUCAAGAACAUGACCUGUCAGAACAGAGAAAUGAUGACGUGUGUUAUGAGUGUGGCUCUGACGGAGAUCUUGUGUGCUGUGAUGAGUGUCCACGAGCUUUUCAUUCACAAUGUCACCUGCCAAAUGUAAACGAAGAUUCAACUGGAGAAUGGAUGUGCACUUUCUGUGUACUGAGGACCAAUCAACAGUGGCGUAACUCCAGUCACAUAACUGAAGAAGAAGCUUUGAAACUUCCAGUGUCCUCCCAGUAUAGACUGUACUGCGACUACCUGCUGUUAUAUAUGUACAGAGAGGACGCCCAGCAUGUGUUUGUAAAGGACCCCCGCAAAACAGUGCGGCGAUAUGCUGAGUUUGUAACUCAUCCCAUGUGGCUGGACAAAAUAAAGUUGAAGCUGAAAGCUAAGGAUUAUCAAACUGUUGGAGACUUUGUGUCGGAUAUUCAGCUCAUCUUUAGCAACUGCAGGACAUUUAACAGGGACAAUGAUUUUGGCAAAAUGGGGGCCAGACUGAAGGAUUUGAUAGACAGGGAGUUUAAGAAAGUCUUCUCUAUCCAAUAACAUUUCUCUUUUUAUCUCUGGUAUCGUUUUAAAAGAAAAUAUGCUAUUAUAUACUCCUUUUUUUGCAUUAUGAUGUUAUGUCAUUCUCAUCAUGACUUAAGACUUUUUCACAAACUCUAUAUGUUUGUAUAGACGGUAUUCAAAUCACAAUGAAAGAAAUUUGAUUUAUCGCUUUAUACUUUAUCAUUUCACUGUUGCACUGUAAAACUUGUUUUAAUCAUUCCACAAUAGAUUUGUUUUAAUCUUUUAAAUUGUUUAUUUUUGUCCAGAUAAUGUUUUGGUUUUUGAAACAAUCAUCUUUAUUUAUUAAAUUCUGUGCACCUUAAACCAGUAAGACAAAGUAUUUUGACAAAAUAUAACACGCUUCUCCUUUAAGAAAUAAACCUGAGUAAGCAGAUCUAACGUUUAAAGGGAUCGUUCACCCAAAACUGAACAUUCUGUCAUCAUUUACUCACCCUCAUGUUAUAGUAAACCUGUAUGAGUUCUUUAUUCAGUUGAACGCAAAAGAAGAUAUUUUGACAAAUGAUAGUAAGAUCACAGUAGAAAAAACAAAUACUAUGGAAGUCAAUGGGUACCAUCAACUGUGUGCUUACCAUCAUUUAAUAAAAUAUCACAUUUUGUGUUCAACAGAAUACAGAAAUUCAUAAAAAACAACAUAAGGUUGACUAAUGAUGACAGAAUGUUCAUUUUUGGGUGAACUGUCCCUUUAGGUGUUAAUCAUAAUCACUCUUAAAAACAUAAAGGUGAUUAAAAGGUACUUACAGCGAUGCCAUAGAAGAACCAUUUUUGGUUCCUCAAAGAACCAUUUAGCCAAAAGUUCUUAACUCUUUCCCUGGCAUUGACGAGUUAAAUCGUUAAUUAAGAGAAAAUAUUUCCCUGCCAGUGACGAGUUUUUCUGACAAUCCGUAUUUUCGCUAUUAUCCACCAGAGGGCACUCUUACCCAACUUAUACAACCCGAAAGCAACCCCUCACUUCAAACAAUUCAAACUCAGUGCAAGUCUUUCACAAAAAUGCAAUUACUUAAUUAUUUAAAAAACAACAUUUUCUGGAAGGCAUUAAAGUUUUGUGAAAAUCAUAAAAAAAUGCUGCCACUGGCUGGCGGGGAAAGAGUUAACUAAUUCGCUGCCAGCCUUUUUAAAAAGGUUGCCCGCCAGCAUUGUGAUUUUCACAAAAGUUUCACAAAAUUCCUUGCAAACAAAAUGAGGAAAAAUCUUACAUCCUAUCUUUACUUUUUUAUUUAAUUUUACCACUGAAAUAUGGAUUUCUCUUCAAAAAUACAAAAUUUUGAGCAAAAAGCUUUAAAAAUUGCAUUUUUGUAAAGGAAUUUAUGUUAGAGAUCAGACUCAAAACGAUUAUCAAACAAACAUGCAGUUUAAAAUUCAUUAAAUCAUUUUUGCUUCAGUUUUUUAUAAAUUGGGUAUUUUCAUAGAAAUUCAUCAAAAAGGCAUAUUUAUCAGGUAAAUAUUAACUCAUAAUUGACAAGAUAACUCCUCAAUGGCGGCAAAGAGUUAAAAAAGCAUGUCUUUAUACAUUUUUAUAAUCUGAAGAUGUUAAAGGUGCUUUUAUAAGAACCAUUUAGACAGAAAAGGUUCUUCUAUGGCAUUAUGAAGCAUCUUUAUUUUUAAGAGUGUCCUCAGACUAAUUUUUAUUGCUUGCAUUCUUACAAAACUUGUUUACAUUUGAAAAUUAUUUCAAUCACCUACAAUCUAUGUAUAUAAAAUUAAAGGUUUUUAUAUUGUAUUUUAUAUAACUUUGUUUUUGAGUGUUCAUUGAAAAUAAAAAUAAAAAUGAUAUAAGGUUCGGCAACAAACAAACACAAGGAGAUGUUACUAGUAAAAAAAAUUAAAAUAACCACACAUUACAACUAAGGUAUACAGAACAGCAUCUCAACAAACUUCUAUAGUACAAUAACAAUGUAUGUGCCAUACAAUAAUUAUUUGAUAAAUCUGUUAGGUUAGGGUAAGGGCACAAUGACAAUGUUAUUGAAAGUGAAAUUGACAAUGAAGUUUGCAUAAAUGCAUAUGCAUAAGUAAAAAUUUUAUACCAGGGCUCGAAAUUAAGGCUUGUCCGGGACAAGUGAAUUUUUUGAAGGAUGUUAAAUUUCAAACAAUGUUACUUAAUGUUAUGUGCCGUUAACGACAAAGCAGAACACGCAGUGCAAACACCGAGCGGAAUAUUGAACAGAGAGCGCAGCGCAAAACAUUCAAAAAUCCCACACAAACAUUACAGCGUAAAUGCUAGGAUUAAGAUUGAUUUUAUAUAAAACAGAUAAUCUAGAUACAAUUACCCUAAUACGUUUUUUAAAACAUGGUAAUGUUUUAAUGUUUUGCUUUAGUUAAAAUGAAGAGAAAAGCAGCAGAUAUAGCAUCCUUCUUCAGAAAGAGUAGCAAGAAGCAGCCAAAAGAAUCUUAGUAAAAUACAUUUCAGUGGCCUACAAAAUUCAGUUGUGAUUUUCUGGUCUCUAUUGUUUUUUCAGCUAUUGGAGAUAUAAAUUCUGGUUUCAAAGUAAAUUUCAAAAGUUUUAUUUGAUUAAAUAGUUAAAAAAAACAUGAGGUUGAAUUAUGACUAUAAAUUGUAUGUUAAUCUCAAUUCAUUUGAAUUAAAAUUAAAUUAUUGUAGCAAUUGUAUGUUAUACAUCAUUGUGAUUAAUGCACCUAUAAUACUUAAUAGUAUUUUAAGGUUGGAUGAAAGAGAUUUUAUUUAAUUUUAUUAUUAUUAUUAUUUAAUUAUUAUUAUACUAGGUGACGUCCGCGUAUGCGCGCCGUCCGCAUGACGUCAUUUUCGUCAUCAGGAGGUUCCGCAGCCGGACAGUGCGCGUACAGUCCGCGUACGACAGCGCAUGCGCGUGAAAAUAUUUAGACAGGACACUCCACUAUAAACAAUUAUACAAAGGAAAUAGACAGCAUUUGCACACACACUAUCGUUUUUCUUCUUUAACUUUUACUUCUUCCAAGAACAGAAAGCUGUGGAGCAUGUUUGUCUGAUUCCU
Molecule: messenger RNA, 5074 nt
Organism: Paramisgurnus dabryanus
Lineage: Eukaryota; Metazoa; Chordata; Actinopteri; Cypriniformes; Cobitidae
Source: RefSeq, a predicted model, not a curated record